This is a messenger RNA of Sinocyclocheilus grahami, 1726 nucleotides long. Its product is annotated as cytoplasmic phosphatidylinositol transfer protein 1-like. Lineage: Eukaryota; Metazoa; Chordata; Actinopteri; Cypriniformes; Cyprinidae. Gene Ontology annotation, biological process: phospholipid transport. Gene Ontology annotation, molecular function: phosphatidylinositol binding; phosphatidylinositol transfer activity. Bases 449 to 1372 code for a protein of 307 amino acids. The record is from RefSeq and is a predicted model, not a curated record. The transcript has 10 exons. Gene Ontology annotation, cellular component: cytoplasm.
AGGGGCAAAGAACAUGGCAAGGUUACACAUGAAAACUGCAGUCUGUUUUCUUCUUUCACACUCACAGAAAGAGAGAAGUAGAGAAAGGAAGCUUCAGUUUUGCUCUUACCUCUGUAAUAUCACACUAAGCCAUAAACUAAAAACAGAACGGAAGAACUGAAUGCCAAGGAAGCGAGUACAUUCAUGAUACAGAGAGCCAGGAAAGAAGGAAAAGACAGAGAGACUAUUAGAACAAUAAAAUAAACAAGGCGGCUACACAUUGGCAGAGUUUACAGGACCAACUCUGACAUCAGUGAAGUGAGAGAGGAAAACGGGUGCAACAUUGCUUUACGGAAACCGCUUGUCAGUUUCAUGCUGACACAGUUUGAAAAUAGGAAACAGACGCUUAAGAGAAACAGAAAGGGAAAGAAAGACAAAAGGAUAAAACAAAGCCCAUUUAAGCCAAACCAUGUUGAUGAAAGAAUACCGGAUAUGCAUGCCGCUCACUGUUGAUGAGUACAAGAUCGGCCAGUUAUACAUGAUCAGCAAGCACAGCAAUGAGCAGAGCGGAGGAGGCGAAGGGGUGGAGGUCGUCCGUAAUGAACCCUGCACAGACCCCAAACACGGAGCCGGACAGAUCACAGAGAAACGCAUCUACCUCAACAGCAAACUGCCAACCUGGAUAAGAAAGUUUGUCCCCAUGGUUUUUUAUAUCACAGAAACCGCCUGGAACUUCUACCCUUACACUGUAACAGAGUACACGUGUUCCUUCCUACCGAGGUUCCAUGUCAAGAUUGAGACGCACUUUGAGAAUGACAACGGUUGCAAUGAAAAUGUGUUUGGUGAUGACCCCACUCCAAAGGACAGUGCCUGCUUUUUGGAUAUUUUAAGCGAUCCAAUCCCUGACAAGCAUUAUAAGAAGUCGGAGGAUCUGAGCAACUGGGUGUCACAGAAAACAGGCCGGGGACCCCUUGUGGACGGCUGGAGGAACACCACUAAACCUAUCAUGUGCUCCUACAAAAGAGUCACCUGUAGCUUUGAGGUCUACGGCUUCCAGGGGCGAACAGAGGACUUCAUUCACAGGAACAUUCGUGACAUUCUGUUGGUGGGACACAGACAGGCAGUGGCAUGGAUUGACGAGUGGCAUGGAAUGACACUCGAGCAGGUGAGAGAGUAUGAGAGAAAACAGCAGGAGGAAACCAACAGCAAACUCAAUAGUGACAUUACCUGCACAGACUCUGCUCCAAUGCGACCCAGCUUCACUCGCUCCAUGUCUGUUACAGAUGAAUCGUCACUGAAAAAGAUGGGUGUAAAGACUGUAGACAUUCCAAGCUCUCCGUCCUGCCCUUCCUCCCUCAAAAAUCCCGUGAGAUUAAACUCUACACCAGAAUAACACCACAUCGUCCACUGCCAGUACCUAGCCUACUAUUAACAAAAUUCUGGACUUGGACAUUCUCUUCUAACCAAAACUAGAAAGACUUUGUCACAUUGUCACUCACUGCUCUCCGUUCCAUCUGGACUUGCAUGCUUGUGUUCCAUGCAGAGGCUGGCAUCUGACAAAAACAUCUUACUGAAGAAUUGUAGAUAUUAUGUAAAAAGACUCUGGCUUCGCAUGAAGUGAACCCAUAGUGCCUUAAUUCAUGUUUCUCACAGACCUCACCAAAAUGGAUUGAACAAAUGGUAAAUUCCCCUGCUUACAAACAUGAAGGGGACCACAGAAUGCAGAUGAAUGAAUGAAUGAAUGAAU